AUGGGAGAGAGACUUGCCGCUCUCUACAAAGGUACCCUAAUGUCUAGGGAAACUCAGAAUGGUAGAGGAGGAAGCAAGGGAUUGAGGUUCAAAUGCUCAAACAACCAUGAGUUUACUGUAUCUUAUGGUAAGCUCAAGCAAGUUCCAACAAGUAAUUUGACUCUCGAGACCUGUAAAGACAUUUGGUGUGUAAAAUGUCACAAUUUCUAUUACAGAUGCAAGACCAAGGCUGAGCAAAAUAGUGCUGUAGUUACAAGUACCAUCUUUGAAGCCGGCCAUGUGAAACUCAACUGUCGUAUGGGCCAUGAUUUCAAGAUAUCAAUACAUAGAAACCCAGAUAAAGUUUGGUGCUCUCGUUGCAAGAAAGAUACUAAAACUGAAAUGCUUAAGCAAAAAGAACUAGAUCUUGAAAGAAAAAGAGCAGAGAUAAAUCAGCAACAGAGAAAGCUAUUCGAAGAAUCAAAGAACAAAAUUCAAAAUUCUCCUGCUUUCCAGACUCAGCAAUCACUUACUCUUCAAGAAAUCUUGAAGCAAGUAGAGUUGAAGGCAAAAUAUGAGACACAAAAAUUCCUGGCCCAAUCUGGCACUACUCAGAGUGAAUCAAGUAUAUUCAACAUCUACAAGACAAUUUACAUGCCAAGUGAGAUUUUGCAGGCUUCUCUCCAGUCUUUGGGGGAACACCUCAACUCUUGCUUCAGAAAGAUGGCUGUGAUACUCCAUCCGGACAAGAACAGCCAUCCACUCUCUAAGAGAGCAUUCCAAAAAUUAUCUCAGGUAUAUGCAAACAUUAAGCUUUCACUGAGAUAG
Molecule: messenger RNA, 807 nt
Organism: Moneuplotes crassus
Lineage: Eukaryota; Ciliophora; Spirotrichea; Euplotida; Euplotidae
Source: the annotation of a GenBank genome assembly